Capsaspora owczarzaki ATCC 30864 is the source of this 3882-nucleotide messenger RNA. RefSeq lists its product as hypothetical. Bases 1 to 3882 code for a protein of 1293 amino acids. The transcript has 2 exons. The record is from RefSeq and is a predicted model, not a curated record. Lineage: Eukaryota; Filasterea; Ministeriida; Capsasporidae.
AUGGCGCGCCGCACAUCUGUCGUCUUUGUGAGCGACAUCAAAGAAGAGCAGGUUGCGCAACUCCGCGAAAUUGUCCAGUCGCCUGCCCGUUUGGUUUUCUCGACUCCGCACAUGCGGGAAUUCUCAGAGGAGAAUUAUGGUGUUCCUCAUGGCUCUGUUGUCAUCCCACCGAUGGUCCCCGAUCCUAGCGUCGCCAUGACCUCGCGCGCCGACCUGCAGUCAACCGACAGGCCGUUAAAGUUUUGCUAUUCUGGCAAGGCAGACUCGCUGUACAUGUCGCUCGAGCUGGUCGCAGGCUUUCAAGAGUUUUUGCGUCAAAAUCCGACCACCCAGGUCUCAAUGCUCCUGAUGGUGAGCAAGGUGAAGGGCGACGCCGCAUUCCAACAGCAGCUCUCCGACCGCAUGGACGCUGCCGCUCCACACAUUGAGGUCAGGUCGGGACUCGUCCGAACCGAAGUUGCGCGCAUUUUACGAACAGAGUGCGAUGUCGGCCUUCGUUGGAUGCGGCACGACUCUGGCCACGAGCUGUCCACCAAGCUGAUCGAGUACGCAGCCAACGGUCUCCCUGUGCUUGUGAAUCGCUCGCCGGCUACCGAGAGCUUCUUGGGAGUCGACUACCCAUUCUUCCUGACCGUCGAUGGCGGCCCGAUUUUGACUGACCCGCUUCCCGAGGGACAAGUCGAGUUUAGCGAGAUUGAUGUUCAAACCUUGUCUGUCGCAAUGGGACAAAUGGUUGCGAAUCGCCAUCUUCUAGCCGAAAUCUCGGCCCAUGUGCGAAAGCGCGCCGAGCCGUUCUUUUUCUCGUCUGUCGCAACCACCGUUUUCGGCAUGGUCAAUCCUUACCGAUUUCAAAUGAAAUUUGCCAGCCAAAUCAUCAAGCAGUUUCGCGCACGCAGCGACGUCGAGGUGGAACUGGACAUGUGGAAAUCUCACACCGGGCACAACGAAACUCGGAGCAAGGAGCUCGCCGAGUGGGCGGAUGUCGUCUGGUGCGAAUGGGCACUUGGCAAUGCCGUCUGGUAUGCCGACAAUUUGGCCCUGCACAAGACUUUGGUUGUUCGUCUUCACCGUCAGGAAUUGGUCACCAAGUUCAUCCACACUGUCAAUUGGUCCCGCGUCGACCGCUUGCUUGUGAUUACUCCGUGGAUUUACGCCUCUGCAAAACAGUGGUUGCCUGCCAACGCCACUGUCCAGGUCGAAUUGGUGUACAACUCCGUCGACACCGAAAGUUUUCUUCGACCCAAAACCGACCAGGCUUUCCGAACUCUUGGUCUCCUUGGUUAUGUGCCUCUUAUGAAGCGCGUUGAUUUGGCCGUCGAAAUCCUUGUCGAGUUGCGUCAGACCGAUUCGACUUGGAAGUUGAUGGUCGCCGGUGAAUCCCCGUUCGCGUAUGAUUGGAUUAUCAAGCGGACAGAAGAAUUGAACUUCUACUACAACUUGGCUGAAAACAUUACGCAACUCGAGUUGGAGUCUGCUGUGCAGUAUUUGACCCUCCCCGUGUCUCCACCAGAAUGGUUUGAGAAUGUUGGCUACAUCUUGUCCACGUCCGACUAUGAGGGUAGCCAUCAAGCAGUUGCAGAGGGCAUGGCGGCUGGAAGUAUUCCUGUUGUCCGCAAUUGGAACGGAUCGGAACUCAUCUACCCGACCGCUUUGCACUUUAAUACACCGAAAGAAGCUGCUCAGCAGAUUCUCCAAAUGGAUGCCAGCUUCAUGGCAGUCGAGGGCGCGAAACGAGCUCGACUGAUUGCGUCCACUGUCACACCCUAUCUUGAAGAAGCGAACAACCGAUUUGCGCUGCAGCGAUGCGUGCAUGCGGCUUUUGGCAUGAUGCUGCCACCCGGCGUCCCGACCGUUGUCGCGUCAGAGACGGAAUGGCAGGCCAACUUUGGUUUGGAGAUGAUCAAGGCUACUCCGACGCUGCGGCAGCCCAUCGCUCCGCUGAACCCGCUCAAGGUGAACAUUGCAGUGUGGAUGAGCUUGGAGCUCAAGUCGGCUAUCGCAUCGUACAGCCAGGUUGUUCCACUAAACAGCACUAGUUGGCGCGAGCUGUUCAAAAAUGUCCAGUUCGACUUGCUGCUGGUUGCUGCGGAUGACUUGGAGGACCCGCUCGAGGCGUUUGGUGCCGACAUCAGCGAACUUGUUUUGAUGGCACACGACAUGCACGUGCCGUUCGUGUUUUGGGACGCUCGUGCAUCGGCCGAAUCGCUGCUGCCGACCGUUCAACCCCAUCAAAAGACUCUGGAAAUGGCGAGUGCAGUUUUUGUCACGACCAAGCUCCUUGAAGCCGAGUACGCCACGCUGCUGAAAGCAUCUGAGGUCCCGGUGCACCGAGCGUGGCACCCGAUUCAGCACCUUGUGCACAACCCGACCGGCUCUCGGCGUCCAAAGCUUGGCAAGAGCGUUUUCUUUGGGCCUGACGCUUCCUUGCAAGAGUAUCCCUCAAGCACGACCGCCUUGCUGGCUCCAGCCGUGGAGCAUGGUCUGGUGAUUUUUGGCGAUGCAACUGCGGUCGUGCCGAAAGAGUUGGUGACGGCGCUGCACCCUCUGCCGUUGCAACAAGAGACGAAUUCUACGUUGCGCCAAUUCCAAACAGGGCUGGUCGUCGGCCAACAAUCACACCAGCACCUUAGCCAAGCCGUUCACGCGGUCAUGGCAGGCACCGCCAUCAUUGCUGACUCUGCUUCAGUGGACGAGCUGCGACAAGUCCUUGGUUCGAACGGCUUUGUUGAGGCUGACUCGGCUGAUGCCGUUUCGGAUGCGUUGAAGCGCCUGUCCAGCUCGGCGCAGCGCGAGGCGCUGACUUUGAACGCCCAGCGGCACAUCCUCGCCUCACGCACAUACCAGCAUUUCCUGGGCGAGAUCUUGCAGGCAGCUUCAAUUUACACUGAGGCACAGUUUGCAACCGCAUCCGCUACUUCUGGUGUUUCCGUUGUCGCCUGCAUGGAGCACAAUGGUGCGACUGCCGAGCAAGAUUCUUCCUCGCUCCCAUUGGUCCCGUUGGUCGAGGAUGACUUGUUGGACGACAUUCUGGAGUGUCCAUUCCCCGAGCUCGAAGCGCACGUCGAGAGCUAUUUGCGCAUGGAGCAUGCGCAGAAGGAACUGGUCAUUGGAGUGUAUGGCCGACAGAUCUUCCCACUCUCAGAGCAUGCUCAAGCUCGCGUCGAAGCCACAUUGAAUGGAGAUGCCAGUGUCGCUGCCGACCUCUCGCUUGGGCUGAGAGACCUGUCAGAAAUGGUCGGUGGCACGAUCGAGCGCGUCCCUGUAUGCUCGCCACAACGGUUGUACCGCGCAGGAGCUGUCGAGCGCAUUCUCGCUCACCGCUACCCGUCCCUGGCUCGCGUGGUGUUUGAGACUCGCGAUUGGGGUUCUGGGCUGUGCAUGAAUCAAGCAGUCGUGGUUUCGGGGAAGCAGCCGUCGCCGAUGCCCCUGAUGCUCUUCCUCGAGUCGGGGCAUUACUAUGGCAGGAACUUUUUGACCGAUCUCGUCCCCAUCUUUGGCUUCACGGACGCCAAGAUUGUGGGCAAAAGCAGCGUCCACGUUCCUCUUCCUUCCGAUGUCGCUGAAGACCUGAGCGCGAAAGCCAGCCCCGACAGUCCAUUGAGUGCAGGGCUGUUUCACCGCCAACCCGAGGCAGAGAACGAGUUUGUCGAUGUGAUUACUGCGAGUGCAACUGCAAUUGUGCAGCGCGAGCUGUUCCAAAGCCAGUUGUCCUUCUCAAUCACCUCGUCGCGACCGCUGGAGCGAUUGCUGUUGGAAGCCCGCAACCAGCGUAUCGUCAUGUAUUCAGGAAAUCGCCAUGGCUUUGUCCACGUUCCGACGGACCAGUCAGGCUAUGAAGCGACGCAGGUUUCUGCCGCCAUGCGAAAGUUUGUCGAUGUGUAA